UUGCAUUUUUCUCGCUACUGGAAAGAGAUAGAGCUUAUUUGUAUUUCUUUUUAUUUUCUACAAUAAUGCCGAAGACACUUAUUUGUCUCUUUUUUGCUCUAACUAUGGAUAAAGAGUUCAUAAGUUGUUCUUUUGUUCUAUGAGUGUCAUUUGAAUCUCGGAUAUUUUGAAAUAAAAAAAAAUAUGUCUAUUUUAUUACCCAUUGGUAAUAUCAAAAGUAAGUUAAUGACUCUAAAUUACGGUCAUUUUGGCUACUUUAUGAGUAUUCACCAAAAAUCCAAUAUUGAAUAGAAAUUUAUUCUCAUCCAGACAAAUAUUGAAAGUGUAUCAUUGGAUCAUAAGUGGAAUUCUAGUGGAUAAUUCAUUUCAAAUUAUCCACCUCCUUGAUUGUCUUCUUGAUUAUAUUGGUUAUUAUCCAAUUCAGUUUUCAGUAUUAGUUAUUCUUUAGACCGAUUCAUCUGUCUCUACUUUGGGUAUAUUAACAUGUGUUCCAUUUCCUCAGUUAUUUGGUUUGUUAUUGUUUCGUGAUUUGACAAAACAACACUUCGCGCCGAAGAAAAGUGUCAAAUGAAUGACAGCUGUCAUUUUCAUUUUAUUUUCAAUGCCGAAAUGCUAAUUGACGGUCGACUGUUGUUUAGAAACAAAAAAUGAUACAAAAAUAAGUUGGAAAAAUUAUUCAACGAAGUAAAAAUUGCAAAUAGAAAAGAAAAAUACCAAAAAUAAUGAAUAGAAACGAUAAAUUUUCAAAAGUGAUAAAGUAAUUUUGUAUUAAUAUAAAAACUAAAUUGUUUCUUGAAUAAAAAUUGGUACAAAACUGGUGUGACAAAAUUCAUCAUUGACGAAUUUCGGGUAUUUUCUUAACGUAACAAAGUAUAGAAUAAAAAUAUUUAGCUUACAAAAAUGGCCAAACUGUGCUACAUCUGCAAUAAGAGGAUGAAUGUUUGGCUUCAAAAUCUAUCCGUAUUACGGUUGAAACACUCGAUGACAACGAUAAGUAGCCUUUUAAAAAGGUUUCUUCGUGACGUUCAACAUCGACGAAAUGUUGACGACAGCUCGAAUAGCAUUUGUGUCGAGUGCUUCGAUGCUUUUAACGAAUAUGAUCGAAUCAACAUAACGGCCAGGAGGAAAGAACAGGAGUUGCGAAUUUUAUUCUUGACGACGGAAUUCUUAUUUGUUAACAGCAAUGGAAAAGAGAGAAAAGAGAGAACGCAUUUGCAUGGAAUUCAUUCUUUGGUUAAAGUGCCGGAUGAUGAGUUACCAGAUGAAGAAAUACAACAUGAGAAGACAGAAGAUGAGGAGACACAAAAUGAGGAAAUACAAGAAGAAGAGACACAAGAAGAAGGGACUUACAAUAUUGUGAUUGUGAAUGAAGACGACUCAAGUGUGAGCGACUUAGAAAUUGGAAACACCAUAAAAGUAGAAUACGACGCCGUAGAAAAUGGUGAAUUGGAAAAUGAUUCAGAGAGUGAACCAUUGGAAAAUCAGUCUAUUUUUAUGGAAGACACAGGAGCAGCUCCAAAUGUAUCAAAAAUUGCAUCAUCCAAAUUGGUUGAAAUAGUAAAAGAAAUUGAAGGGAUGAGACAACGGAAGGCAAAACCGGUGAAUUCCAUGUCACGGCUUCCCAGAAAAUAUGAAGUAAAGCUCGAAUGUGAUAUCUGUAAAGAUGGUAUUUAUCGAAAAGCCGUAAAUUUGAAGUAUCACAAAUUAAAACAUAAUAAAUGGUGUCAUUCUUGUGACAUAACGUUUGGCCGGAUCUCCAAGUUUAAGAGUCAUCUCAAGUGGCACGAACGCUAUCCUGAAUUUACUUGCCAUGUUUGUCAUCAUAAAAAUAAGGACAAGGAGUCAUUCAAGAAACAUGCAGAGCUGCACAAAAAUGCUGCGUCAAACAGCCAAUGUGUAAUUUGUGAGAAAGUUUAUAAAAACAACCGAAUGUUAAAAUUUCAUAUGAAAGUUCACGCAGAGCGGAUUUUUUUGUGCGAUUUAUGUGGGAAGAAAUUCCAGAGAGAAGAAAUUUUAAAAGAUCACCGUAAGAUACACUUCGAUAGUCGUCCGGAAAAAUGCAAAUAUUGUCCAAAAGCAUUUAAGACGUUAAACCUUUUGAAAGUACACACUCGAAUCCACACGCAGACAGUUCGACCAUAUGCUUGUUCAGUGUGUGACAUGAAGUUUAAGCUCAAAGAUCAUAUGCAGAGACACGAAAGACGGCACACUGAAGAUACAAAAACGAUUAAGUGCAUGCUGUGUAAAUCGGCGUUCGAGCACAAAUUUUAUCUAAAGCAACAUAUGCAACGGAAGCAUGGCGUUGAAAUUCCUCAUGGAAGCUUAGAGCCAAUACUGGAUCCAGCUAAAUGAAUUUUACUGUGUGCUUGAUUGCAUUGUUUAUAUGCCGAAGUGGUGUUCUUUAAUUUAUGGCCAUGGCCAGUUUUGGUAUACUUUCAAUAAAAUUGUAGAAUCAAUCAAAGAAAUUGUAUUGAGAGAUUGUGUUUCAAUUGAAAAUAAACAUCAUUCUGUGCCAAUAUUGAAUAAAAAUGCAUUUGGAACAAGAUAAAAAA
Messenger RNA from Sitodiplosis mosellana (orange wheat blossom midge), 2552 nucleotides. Its product is annotated as zinc finger protein 808-like. The transcript is spliced from 6 exons. Gene Ontology annotation, cellular component: nucleus. The record is from RefSeq and is a predicted model, not a curated record. Gene Ontology annotation, molecular function: DNA-binding transcription activator activity, RNA polymerase II-specific; RNA polymerase II cis-regulatory region sequence-specific DNA binding. Gene Ontology annotation, biological process: regulation of transcription by RNA polymerase II. Bases 901 to 2352 code for a protein of 483 amino acids. NCBI's taxonomy places the organism in Eukaryota, Metazoa, Arthropoda, Insecta, Diptera, Cecidomyiidae.